AAAAAUUAUGAACGAAAUCUAAAAACUGAUUUAUUUUCAUUAAUUUAAAUCAACAUUUUCGUUUGUUUUACAGUGGUGCAUUACCUGAAUAAAUUAAAGUCGUUUUUGCCGAUUUUCUUUCACGGCUCGUGGUAUCUUGACCAUGUGUCCAGCACAUAUAAAAUUGCAUUACUGAACGCUAAAUUUGAAUGUGUCUACAUACCUACGAAAAAAUAAUUAGACAUUUGAGAAUUCGAGAAAGGUUCUUAAAAACCCUAAAUGUGGAUUUAUUAUAUAUAGGUACGUGCAAGAACGUGUAGGUAAAUGGUUUAAUUUACUUAAAUCGAAAUUUAUAAAGCUUGAUCAUUUAAUCAAGUAAAUACCUUCGAAAGUAGGUAAACUCUAAACCAGAUUGCGAUAUUCAUUAUGCAAGUUCAAAUACACUCGAUUUUUUGUGUCUAUUAUAACACCACCUGUUUAAUUUCAAUAAAUGUGAGUGAAAGUCGUAUGUGACCUGUAUCACUCAAGCAAAUUUUGUCUUAGUCACAUUCACUUAUCGACAAUAUCUCAACGUGCAAAGAUUAUGAGUGCAGUUUUGAUCCUGUGUCUUCUUUCAUGGUUUGUUAACGCGGGCGCGGUCUAUGAAGAAUUUACACAUCAUGUAGCAGUCCCCUUGAAAUUAAGACAAGCUGAAAAGGAACAAUUACAGGAUUUGAGCAAAAUUCCGGGCGUUCCUGGUGUGGAUUAUCCCAUUUACCAUAGCGUACCGGAAACUGGCUUCUCUUGCCAUAACGUACCUGCUCUACCUGGAAUGUACGCAAACGUCGAAACCGGAUGCCAGGCAUAUCACGUGUGUCACGAUGGUCGUGAAGGUCAUCAAGGCGCUUCUUUCCUCUGUACAAAUGGAACAAUUUUUAAUCAAGAAGAAUUUGCGUGCGAUUGGUGGUACAAUGUAAAUUGUCACAAUGCCAUCAACUUGUAUCGGGUAAACUUGGAUCCCCAUAAGAAUCCUUACUUUCCAAAAGUUAAGACGGAGGAAUCAUUACCUGUACACCAUUAGGGAUUACGAUUCCGUAUAUACCAUACUUACUUCACUUGUGUAUAAAAGUAAUGUUAUUUAGAUAAAGAGAAAACAGUAAAGAAAACAAUUACAUUUGUGUCGCAACGAG
Molecule: messenger RNA, 1148 nt
Organism: Photinus pyralis (common eastern firefly)
Lineage: Eukaryota; Metazoa; Arthropoda; Insecta; Coleoptera; Lampyridae
Exons: 4
Coding region: 563-1039 (158 amino acids)
Cellular component (GO): extracellular region
Molecular function (GO): chitin binding
Source: RefSeq, a predicted model, not a curated record